AAAUUAAUGUCAACGUCAUGCAUUAUAUAGCCUUUGCACAGUACCUAUAAUAAAUCUGCUUGAAUUCAUUUGUAUCGAGAAUAUAUAGUCAUGGCUAGUAUCUGCUUGGUAUUACUCACUAUUGUCCUGCUUGGACAAAUACUCGCCGACCGGCAAGUGUGCAAUAAUGGAGCUGUAAAGCUAUCUGAGGAAGGAGGUUUAUUUCCGAAUGAAAAGUAUAUACAGUUCUGCCAUGAUGGAGAGUGGCAUUCCCUGUGUACUGGUGGUGGAACAUGGUCAAGAGUGGAGGCCAAUGUUGUGUGUAGACAACUGGGACUCAGCGGCCAAGAUAUGGGAUAUAAAUUGUACAUGUCAUUGAAUUAUAAUUACAAUCACCAGGAGCCAAGAAAGGAGGUGAUACAACACCAACAGCUAAUCCACCCUACUUUAUGUUUGGUGACACAUCCUGGAGGGGAAAGUAACAUUGGAGAGUGCAGAAUUCAUACCAGUAAUACAUGUAGUGAAGUAGCUAAGCAUUUUGUGGACUGCUAAGAGAACUGAUUUUAAAGUAGGUUCUCUGUGAAUACUAAGAAGGCUACUAAGGAGUUAGCACUUAGCACUUAGCUGUGUAGAGUGUAGCAAUGGCUAGUGUACCAGUGGCUAGUGUAUCAAAGAGAACAAAAAGAAAGACUGGGGAAAAGUCCUCUGCCACAUGUGACCUUUGCUGUUGUGCUAUCAAAGAUGGGGAAAACAGCUUAACUUGUGAUGGUGUGUGCCAGAAGCAACUACACAGAUACUGUGCUGGAGUUACAGUCACUUGUCAUAAAAGGAUAAUAGAAAGCUCCUCUACCUUUGUUUGUCUCACCUGCACCCAAAAGAUGCACUCUACCAUUGUAAGCAAUCUCCAGGGAGAGAUAGAAACUCUCAAGAAUGAAUUGUCAAAUGUCAAGGCUUUGCUGCUUGAAGAAAAGAAUUUGUGUGACCCUGCACCGGCCAUGGAGGCUAUUGCCUCUCUCAGAAAUGAUCUUCAAAACCUCUGUACACAAGUUGAAACCCAGCCUAGUUCGUACGCAGAAGUUGUACUGUCACAGCCCCACCCUAUCGAAAAGAAAGUAGUCUUUAGACCCAACAAGAAUAUACCUCCAAAACCUAUUGAACUGAAACUCACGGAAUUAAAUGUGUCAAAAGGAAACAGAAAUAGAGUUAUGGUUGAAGGUGCAAGACGUAUCUGGGGAACUUUGAGAUCAGCUACCAAUAAAUCAAUCACUAACACGUUAGUGCAACUCACUAGCAUUGAAGCCUCUAAGAUGAAACUUAAGCGAAAAUCUAACACAACUAAAAGUAACAAGGAAAGGUGGUGGUUUGUGGUACAUAGUGACGAAGAGAUUCUGACCCAACUUGAAACCCAGAAAUGCACAGUUGAAUCGUGAGGUGAAAAUAAUCAAUCAAUCAUAAUGAAUCUUUGAGUCACAAAGGUAAGGAAUAUAUACUGUAAUGAAUACUGGGUCUUCUUGAAAGUUAUCUGUGGGGCUAUUGAGCAACUGUUAGAAUACCUAGAAUGUGUUAUUGUGUUUUCAGGGACUGAACACUACAAACAGAUCGCUUGCUGUGUAUAUACAUUAUACAAUCAGGCCGCAUGUGUACAUAUUGGCUCUGCAUGCAGUCACUGUAUUCAAAGAUUCAUUGUAUGUCCACGAAGAAUGAAAUUGCAACUGCUGUUGUUUGUCACUUUAAUGGCUAAUGGAUCUAGUGAUGACUGACUACAUGCAGUCAUAUCAUGCCUAUACUCUGAAAACUGUACAAAUGUUACCGUAUAGUAGGUAAUUUCGGUGCAAAAUUUCGUACAAACUGCCCUUUUUUCAUUUUCGUACAGCUCAGGAUAGUGACGUUGAACCUAUUGUGCCAAAAAAAUGUUGCAAUUUUAUUUUUCGGAGGUGCUCCACUGAUAAGAUGAAAAAUACAAACAUUUCCACCAUAUGAAAAUAACCCGCUAUACGGUAAUUGUCAUUGUGGUUGUCCAUUACCAAGAGUAGAACUUUUACCAAUUAUUUAUUGCACAUGCAAAAUUGUUCAGAACACUCUGCAGUGUAACACACAGUACACACACCACUCACAAUGUAUAGCCCUCAGUACACAAUAUAUAUUGGGGUAUGAGAUAAAGUAAACACCACCAUAAGAGAAAUAAGAAACCUUGUAUCUACAAGUCAUUCACUUUCAUUCAACGCCUACUCAGUUCAAAAAACUGUUGUGUUUGUGAGUUAACUAUGACAACAAAAGACGGGCAAAUGCAACACAUGAAAGUAUUACUACGUAACUAUAUAAUAAAGUCGACAAGUGUUAGCCUCUUCGCAGUACUUAAUAGAUCUGCUAGCAUUCACAAGUGUAUCAGAAUACUCAUGGUUAGUAUCUGCUUGGUACUACUCACUAUUGUCCUAGUUGGACAAAAUUUAAUAGUCACGGACGGGCAAAUGUGUAAUAAUGGAGCUAUAAAGCUAUCUGAAGGAAAAUUCCUUCCGAGAGAAAAGUAUGUCCAGUACUGCCAUGAUGGAGAAUGGCAUUGGCUGUGUACGGGUGGUGGAAGCUGGACAAGAGUGGAGGCCAACGUUGUGUGCAGACAACUGGGACUCAGCGACCAUGGAGCUAAUAGAGGAGGUGGUACAACGCUACCAGCAGCUGAUCAACCGCUCGCCUACUUUAUGAUUAAUGGCAGAUGUACUGGAGGGGAAAGUAACAUAGGAGAGUGCAAUAUUCAUACCAGUACAUGUAAUAAGAGUGCAGGAUGGGUAAGAUGUCAACCAGCCAACUGUAACAGUGGAGACAUAAGACUGGUGGGUGGUUCCACUAUCAGAGAGGGACGAGUGGACUUCUGUAUGCAGGGAUAUUGGGCAUCCAUCUGUUACAAUGAAGUGCUGGCAGGCACUGUUUGUAAAAUGUUAGGAUUUCCGAUCGAAGGAGCAAUGGUGCGAAGUACUAACUCUUCUAUUGUUCCAAAAGUUGAUUGUAGAGUGACAAAUGAUGAUACAAAACUGAUUUGCAAAGACACAGUGAAGAUGCUAGCUACAAGUGAUAUGGCGAGCUUAGUCAUUAAAUGUCAAACUCACAACUAUGCUGUACAAAAUACAACCAGUGCACUAGGAGCAGUGAUUGGACUUCUAAUACUACUAGAAGUAGGGACAGUCAUUGCGUGGGUGGCUUGUACUGUCACAAGGAAAAGGAACUCAAGUUCACCAAAACAAAGAGUUCUAAUACAAGUGAAUGAGAGCUACACUGACACAGCUCUAAUGGAACCGAGCUACAGUUCACUAGGUCCUAACUACAGUACAGUGACCACAAGCGAUAAAGCGAUUGGUGACUAUGAUGUCAUUGAUCAUAACAAGCAGAAACCAUCUAACCCACCACCAGUGAAGGUUGAGGCCAGUAAGAGUGAUGAUGAGUUCUACAACGCAGAGGCUCAUAUGUACGCAGCUGUCAAUAAGGAGAAAAAGAAUAAUGUUGGAGGAGAAUAAACCUUUCAACAACAGUUAUAAUUAUAGGCAAUAGCUAUAUGUAUAACAGUUUCAUAUAACUAUGGUAUGUAGAGAUACAGUCAUCAUACAGACAAUUUAAAUAAGUAGCUAUAAUUAUGGUUAAUACAUAAACCUUUGUGUAUGCAUCAUAUAACACUGAUUGUACAACAGUAAUCACAAUAUUUUUAUAGUUGAAUAUUUUCAA
Molecule: messenger RNA, 3690 nt
Organism: Halichondria panicea
Lineage: Eukaryota; Metazoa; Porifera; Demospongiae; Suberitida; Halichondriidae
Exons: 7
Coding region: 2244-3485 (413 amino acids)
Cellular component (GO): membrane
Source: RefSeq, a predicted model, not a curated record